AUGGUUUCAAUCAACGAGAAGACAGGAGACACUAUCGAUGCUGUCACACCAGUCAGCGAAGCCCCUCAGAGAGAUAGUUUUGAUGAGAAAGUUUCCAUCGACGAAGUAGCGAGACAACUCAACGCAACCCCCGAAGAGGUCCUCGAGGCUAGAGAACUUUCCCGCGCACUCUCCCUCGAGGAAGUCAAAGAAUCUGCCGAGAGGCUGGUAAAUCAACAUGGCCUUGACCCCAACUUCCCAGCGGGAGCCCUGGAGCGCCUGAAAGAGUUUCUCGCCAAUGAUGACGCUUUUACCAAUCCGGACUCGCACAGCCGCGAGAUCUCCGAAGCAAAGAUUGAGGUCGCUCUGUUGACGAACAACAGUCCCUAUGCCGAGGUUCGCGCCGUGGUCGACCCCCAUGAUGAUCCAAGUAUGCCUGUGGCUACGAUUCGCGCCUGGACUAUCGGCCUCUUCUUUGUCGUCUUCAUCGCCUUCAUCAAUCAGCUUUUUAGCGUGCGUCAGCCCUCAAUCACUUUGCGGGCUGAAGUCGUCCAACUGCUCGCCUAUCCAGUUGGCAAGGCUGCCGAGAAAUGGCUUCCUGACAUCGGUUUCACGUUGUUCGGGAUUCGACACAGCCUCAAUCCUGGACCAUUCAAUAAGAAAGAGCACAUGCUCAUCUCGAUUAUGGCUAGUGUGGGAAAGACUCUGCCGAGUUCGAAAUACAUUAUCUUUACCCAGUGGAUGGAUCGUUACUUCGGCCAGAAGUACGCCAAGCCAUUUAGCUACCAGAUCUUGCUGGCUCUCUCGACCAAUCUGAUGGGCUUCGGACUGGCCGGUCUAUGCAGAAGAUUCUUGGUCUAUCCAUCUUUCUGCCUGUGGCCGGCAUCUCUUGUCACUAUCGCUCUGAAUAGCUCUCUGCACAAUGAGGCAAACCAUCCAGUACCCGGCCCUUUCAAGAAAAUCUACAACAUGUCACGGUACCGCUUCUUCAUGGCUGCCUUCGGUGCUAUGUUCGUCUGGUUUUGGUUCCCCGACUACAUUUUCGGCGCUCUAUCCCUGUUCAACUGGAUCGCCUGGAUCGCUCCCAACAACUUCACCCUUGCCGCCAUCACCGGCGUCAACAAGGGUCUCGGCUUCAACCCCAUUCCCACCUUCGACUGGAACGUCGCCACCCAUGUCGUGCAGCCUCUUGUGGUCCCUUUCCGCGUCACUCUCAAUACUUUCAUCGGCGUGUUUCUAGGUGGUAUCACAAUCAUCGGUCUUUACUGGACCAAUGCGUACAACACGGCCUAUCUCCCCAUCAACUCGAACCUGAUGUACAAUCACUUUGGUGGCUCGUAUAAUGUUUCAAAGAUCUUGGAUGGUCGGGGAUGGCUUGACGAGGCUAAGUACCAGACAUACUCUCCAGUGUAUCUCGCCGCCAGCAGUAUCACCAUGUACUACUACUUCUUCGCCGUAUAUGCCGCGACGGUUUCCUACGCUAUCCUCUACCAUCGCCACGACAUUGCACUUGGAUUCCGGAGCUUGUGGUGCAGCUUCAGGAAAGAAGCGUCGAGUGACUUCAAAGAUGUUCAUACGAGGUUGAUGUCCAACUACUCUGAAGUUCCCGAGUGGUGGUAUCUUAUUCUGAAUUUGGCCGCCAUUGCUUUUGGCGUUGCUGCUGUUGCUGCUUGGUCAACCGAGACCAGCGUCGGUGUUGUAUUCUUCGGCAUUGCACUCGCCUUAGUUUUCGUCAUUCCAACUGGCAUCAUCUUUGCAACUACCGGUAUGGAAGUCGAAUUCAACGUUCUUGCCGAAUUCAUUGGAGGUGCCUGGGAACCUGGCAAUGCUCUAGCUAUGAACUUCUUCAAAUGCUUCGGCUAUGUCACUACGGCUCAUGCUCUUGACUUUGCUAAUGACUUGAAGCUUGCACAUUACCUCAAGAUCCCCCAGAGGCACACAUUCGCCGCCCAAGUUGUUGCCGUAUUUGUCUCGGCGUUUGUCUGCACUGGCGUCAUGAACUUCCAGAUUAGCAACAUCCCCGACCUUUGCUCAACCAACCAAAAGGAUCGUUUUACCUGCCCAGGUGUAAACACGUAUUUUACCGCUGCCGUCCUGUUCGGUAGCUUGGGCGCAAAAAAGGUCUUUGGCUCUGGUGGUAUCUACACAGCCCUCCUCUCGGCUUUCCCGGUCGGAUUUGCACUUCCGUUCAUCUUCUACUAUUUCCAGCGAAAGUUCCCCCGUACCCACUGGUUCGCCAAGAUCCACCCAGUGAUGAUUCUCAGCGGCGGCAUCAGCUGGUCUCCUUACAAUAUUGCUUACAUGUGGCCGGCCGUCCUACCGGGUUGGUUGAGCAUGGUGUAUCUCCGCCAACGCUACCUUGCGUUCUGGUCCAAGUACAACUAUGUCUUGUCGGCGGCUUUCUCGACAGCCAUUGCUAUUGCUGGCGUCAUCAUCUUCUUCGCCGUGAGCUAUCACGGGUUUGAAAUCAACUGGUGGGGCAACGACUCGGAGAGCGGAUGCGAAUCUACUGCUUGCACGCUGCUCAAGCUGCCCAAGGGCGAGGCCCGGAGAGCCAAGUGUGACGAGGCAAGACCAGCUUGUCGACGGUGCAGCAUCACAGGCAAGGUCUGCGAUGGCUACGGCGGUGAAGGCGGCGGCGGCUCAGCGGCCCGCAGACCCUCUCUACUACUCAUGCAAACCUCAUCCCCGCCGCGAUGUGACACGCAUGCCGGCUUAGCGGGGCUGAGCUCGACAGGCAGACUUCACUUCGAAUGGUUCGUGAACCGGACUAUGAGCCAGCUGCCCGGCGUCUUCAACUCGCCAUUCUGGAAGACCAUGGUGCUUCAAUCCAGCUCAACGGAGCCCGCUAUACUCUAUGCAAUCCUCGCCUUGAGCGCCGCUCAUGAGACCGCAAGUACAGAGACGUGCAUAAUCAAACGGGAGCCAUCAAGCUCGCCACCUACAGAUUCCCAGGAACACCUCAGCUUGCAAUACUACAAUAAGUCUAUCUACUACUUACAAAAGCACCUCCGCAUACCAAGCACAGAAUCAAUUCGCAUCGUCCUAGUUGUCUGCACGGUGUACGUAUGCUUGGAGUUCAUGGAGAGGCGAUACAAGAGGGGAUUCGUUCACUUCAAACAUAGCCUCCACCUUCUGGAAAGCUUGCUGAAAUCAGCUGCUCCGUCAUCCUCGGGCGAUCCAGUGGACGAGUGGUUCGUCGACGUUAUACCCCGACUUGAUAUCCAAGCAACGCUUCUCACAAACGAGUUCUACCAAGGGUCCGGUACGAAGCAUAGUUCUAUAUGGCCACCACUCCCUCAGCUCUUCCAGUCAAUCCGGGACGCCAGCCAGAGUCUCGACGGCCUCUUGGUGAGAGCAUACCAGCUCCAGAAAGACGGUGCCGCGACUGGGCCUGCAGAGGAUGCAGCCGAUAUCUUUGAGCUGCUCGCUACACAACAGACUCUUAGGAAUGAUCUUGAAUCGUGGAUACAAGCUUUUGAUGUGUUCAAAGCAAGAACGUGGAACUUUGUAACAGAUCGCGAGAGGAUCGCCUACGGGCCGCUACCGAUUUACCACACCAUGGCAUACGUCAUCACCAACACUUCUCUCAACCCUGGUAACGAACUCAUCUUUGACCUGUACACGAGUCACUUUGCGUCAGUCGUGAGCUCGGCGAGAUCAACUCUCGACGCAGCGUCAUCUACAUCUUUACCGACCCCUGCUGCUGAUUCGUCGCCGGAGGAUUGUAAGCAUCAAACCGAGCACGCCUUCGAAACCGGUCUUGUCCCGCCUUUAUUCUUCACGGCCGUCAAGUGUCGGGUACCCAGGAUCAGACGACAGUCGUUGGAACUUCUCCUGGCUUCUCAACGGCAAGAAGGCAUCUGGGAUGCCGUAUUAUCAGCGCGCAUAGCAAAAGAGGUGAUGAUCCUCGAAGAACGGGGCCUUUACGAAGGGGACAUUGAUGAGAAAAGGGAGUCCCCGGAUUUUGUCAUCCCAAUCUUGCCAGGGCCACCAAGGAUACACAAGCUUUGGAUCGAGUUGCCUGAAGAACCACCUGGAGACAUCCUUCUCAGUAUCCAAAGGAUCUUGCCUGGUGGCAAGCGGGAGACGCUUGCAAGAAAAUUUCACGCGGAAAACGGCUUUUGGACUUCGAUUCCUCUAACAUUACGUGUCGCCAAGGCCACCGAAUUGGCGAAGUAA
This is a messenger RNA of Colletotrichum orchidophilum, 4161 nucleotides long. Its product is annotated as OPT oligopeptide transporter. The coding region runs from base 1 to 4161 and encodes 1386 amino acids. Gene Ontology annotation, biological process: transmembrane transport; regulation of DNA-templated transcription. Lineage: Eukaryota; Fungi; Ascomycota; Sordariomycetes; Glomerellales; Glomerellaceae. The record is from RefSeq and is a predicted model, not a curated record. Gene Ontology annotation, molecular function: DNA-binding transcription factor activity, RNA polymerase II-specific; oligopeptide transmembrane transporter activity; zinc ion binding. The transcript is spliced from 13 exons.